UGGAUAUCAUGGUCUCUUUGAACAAAGUAGAUUUGUUCGAUCUGUUUUUCACUUUAUUAUCGACUUCGCUGUAGAUUUCAUCGAAAGAAUUUUAUAUUUCUAAGAAAAAAUGGCAGAUUACUUGGACGCCGAGGCAGAAGAGAGUGAGGAAGAAGAAGAACUCGAUGUUUAUGAAAGGAGAAAACUUAAAAAGUUAAGGGCUAUGCAGGACAGUGACGAUGAGGACGAUGAUGAUGAAGGACAAAUUGAUGGACUUAUUGAUGAUAAUCCAAUCGAAGACAAUGAUGGUGAAGAUAGCGAUGGAUCAGGUUCUGGGAAACGUAAAAAGAGCGAUGAUGAAGAUUUUGAUGAUCGUUUGGAAGAUGAAGAUUACGAUCUACUUGAAGAGAAUUUGGGUGUAAAAGUUGAGAGGAAACAUCGUUUUAAACGUCUCCGCAGAAUACAAGAUGAAGAAUCUGAAGGAGAAGAAGAGGGAGAGACAGAUGAAAGAAAUGCUAUUGCUAAUGAACUGUUUCAAGGAUCUGGAGAUGAAGAUGAUGAAAGAAGUGAAAUUAGUCAUAGACCCGAAGUAGAAGCAUUCGAUGAAGAAGAAAGUGAAGACGAAGAUGAUUUUAUUGUGGAUGGUGAUGGUGUACCUAUAACCGAGAAAAAAAGAAAAAAGAAACAUAUUUUUUCAGACGCGGCUUUGCAAGAAGCUCAAGAUAUAUUUGGUGUUGAUUUUGAUUAUGAUGAAUUUGGAAAGUACGAAGAUGACGAAUUUGACGAAGACGAAGAGGAGGAUGCAGAUGAUGAAUACCUUGAAGAUGGAGAAGACCGACCGAGACGAUCGAGGAAACAUUUUAAAAAGAAAACCACAAAGAAGAGUAUUUUUGAAAUAUAUGAACCUAGUGAACUUAUCCGUGGACAUUUUACUGAUGUGGACAACGAGAUUCGUACUACAGACAUUCCUGAACGUAUGCAACUUCGUUCUAUUCCAAUUACACCGACCGCAGAAGGUUCGGAUGAAUUAGAUCUUGAAGCAGAGUGGAUAUACAAGCAAGCAUUCUGUCAGCCAACAAUUUCGGUACAAGAUGCUCAUCUAAAUGAAGAAGCCAAAGAAAGAGCUAAAAAGGGCCCACAAACUGUCAACAAAAUUAAAAAAGCUUUAGAUUUCAUGCGUAAUCAAAAUUUCGAAGUUCCUUUCAUCUCAUUUUAUAGGAAGGAAUAUGUUUUACCAGAAUUAAAUAUUAACGAUUUAUGGAAAAUAUAUAAAUUCGACACAAAAUGGUGUCAGCUUAAGCAAAGAAAAGAGAAUUUAUUGAAAUUAUUUGAAAAGAUGAGAAAUUUUCAAUUGGAUGAAAUUAUGAAAAAUCCUGAUGCUCCGUUACCCGAGAAUAUACGGGUCAUUAAAGAUGAUGAUAUUGAACGACUUAAAAAUGUUCAGACUUUUGACGAAUUAAAUGAUGUUUAUCGACACUUUAUGCUUUAUUAUAGUCAUGAUCUUCCAGCAAUGCAGGACGACCUUCGUAAGAAGGAAAUAGAAAUACGAAAGAAAUCUAGAAUUGAGAAAAGGAAACAACAAAUUGCGGAAGCUGAAGAAAAUGGAAUUUCUCUGGAAGAAACUAUUGACAUAGAAGAAGAUGACGAAGGUCAAAUAGAUGAAACAUUAAAACAGCCAGUUAGAAAAGGUCCUUAUUCCGUUUGUAGAAAGGCUGGUUUAGACGGACUUGCUAAAAAGUUUGGUCUCACGCCGGAACACUUCGCUGAAAAUCUCCGAGAUAAUUAUCAACGUCACGAAGUAGAGCAGGAAUCAAUAGAACCUACUGUAGUAGCCGAGGAAUUUUGCUCAGCAGUUUUUAAAACUAGCAAUGAAGUGCUUAAAGCUGUGCAAUUAAUGGUUGCAAUUCAAUUAGCACAUGAACCGUUAGUAUGUAAGUGCGUCAGAGAAAUGUAUAUGGAAAGAGCAAAGUUAUCUGUAAGACCGACUAAGAAAGGAAUUAAAGAAAUCGAUGAAAAUCAUCCUCUUUUUACGAUAAAAUAUCUUAAGGACAAGCCUGUACGAGAUCUUAUCGGAGAUCAAUUUUUAAAAUUAAUUAUGGCUGAAGAAGAUAAAUUAAUUACAAUUUCCUUCAGUGAUAUGAUAGAAGGAAAUACUACCAAUAAUUAUAUUGAUGAAAUAAAACAACUAUACUAUAGAGACGAGUUCAGUAAAAGUGUACAAGAUUGGAAUGCACUGAGAACUGGCAGCGUUGAAAUAGCUUUAAAUCGUAUUGUAAUACCACAGUUGAAGAAAGAAUUACGAUCUAAUCUUUUAAUAGAGGCGAAAGAAUGUGUUAUGAAAGCUUGUUGUCGUAAAAUGUAUAAUUGGAUAAAAGUUGCUCCAUACAGUUGCGAAUUCCCUGAUGAAGAUGAUGAAGACUGGAAUACUAGUAAAGGAAUUCGAGUAAUGGGUUUGGCUUAUAUAUCCGAUCCGUCUGUAUCUGCUUUUACUUGUAUAAUUUCUCCAGAUGGAGAGUGUACAGAUUACUUGAGAUUACCACAUUUAUUAAAACGCAAAAAUAGUUUUAGAGAGAAUGAAAAAAUGAUGAAGGAGGCUGAUUUGUUAGCAGUUAAGAAUUUCAUUGCUACAAAAAAACCACACGUUGUGGUAGUGAGUGGUGAAUCUAGAGAAGCAUUAAUGAUAGUAGCAGAUCUGAAGGAAUGUAUUACUAAUUUAGUAGAAGACGAACAAUUCCCUGCAAUACAAGUGGAGAUAUGUGAUAAUGACUUAGCUAAAGUUUAUGCGAAUAGUAACAAAGGUACAUCCGAUUUCAGAGAUUAUCCAGAAUUACUGAGGCAAGCGAUAUCUUUAGCAAGAAGGAUACAGGAUCCUCUAUUAGAGUUUUCUCAAUUGUGUACCGUAGAUGAAGAAAUUAUGUGCCUUAAAUAUCAUCCUUUGCAAGAUCAAUUACUUAAAGAAGAUCUUAUAGAAAAUUUAUAUUUGGAGUUUAUAAAUCGUGUAAAUGAAGUAGGAGUAGAUUUAAAUCGAACAGUUCAAGAGCCUUAUACAUCAAACUUAGUACAAUUUGUGUGUGGUUUGGGUGCCAGAAAGGCUCAAUCGUUGAUUAAGAUUCUAAAGCAAACUAAUCAGAGACUAGAGAACAGAACACAACUAGUAACAGCUUUUCACAUGGGGCCCAAGGUAUUUGUUAACUGUGCAGGUUUUAUUAAGAUAGACACAAAUAGUUUAGGAGAUAGUACCGAGGCAUAUGUAGAAGUUUUGGAUGGUUCACGUGUACAUCCCGAAACGUACGAAUGGGCGAGAAAAAUGGCAGUAGAUGCACUAGAGUAUGACGAUGAAGAUGCAAAUCCUGCUGGUGCUUUAGAAGAAAUUCUUGAAUCUCCAGAAAGAUUAAAAGAUUUAGAUCUGGAUGCGUUCGCCGAAGAGCUUGAAAGACAAUGUUUUGGAAACAAGUGCAUUACUCUUUACGAUAUAAGAGCUGAACUGAAUUGUAGGUACAAAGAUCUCCGUGUAGCCUAUCAAUCCCUAAAUACAGAGAAAUUGUUUGAUAUUUUGACAAAAGAGACUCCGGAAAUGUUCUAUGUUGGUAAAUUAAUCCUAGCAACAGUUGUUGGAAUAAGUCACAGAAAACCGCAAGGAGAUCAGCUGGAUCAAGCAAAUCCUGUUAGAAACGAUGAGACUGGUUUAUGGCAGUGUCCGUUUUGUUUGAAGAACGAUUUCCCAGAAUUGUCGGAAGUGUGGAAUCAUUUUGAUGCUGGUGCGUGUCCGGGGAAAGCAACUGGAAUCCGUUUAAGAUUGGAUAAUGGAAUCUCUGGCUACAUUCAUGUCAAAAAUUUAUCUGAUAAGCAUGUCAAUAAUCCAGAGGAAAGAGUACAUGUUGGUCAAGUAAUUCAUUGUCGUAUAACAAAAAUAGAAGUAGAACGAUUUAGUGUCGAAUGUACUAGUAAAACGAGUGACCUUAUUGACAAAAAUCGUGAAUGGAGACCUCAGAAGGACGCUUACUAUGACACAGAAGCAGAGGAGAACGAUACAAAGAUUGAAGAAGAUACCAAAAAAGCGCAACAAAGACAGACUUAUGUAAAACGUGUUAUAAUUCAUCCCAGUUUUCAUAACAUAAGCUUCGCUGAAGUUGAGAAGUUAAUGCAAACAGUGAAACAAGGAGAAACGAUAAUACGUCCAAGCAGUAAAGGAUCCGAUCAUUUGACAGUGACAUGGAAAGUCACAGAAAAAAUUCAUCAACAUAUUGACGUAAGGGAGGAGGGCAAAGAAAACGUGUUUUCUUUAGGUCGUAGUCUGUGGAUUGGCAAUGAAGAAUUCGAAGAUCUGGAUGAAAUUAUUGCAAGACAUAUUAAUCCAAUGGCUGUCUAUGCUUCAGAACUUUUAGAUUUUAAAUACUACAAACCAAAUGUGGAAGGCCUUAAAGAUAAAGCGGAGGAAAUAUUGAAAGAACAGAAAAAACAAAAUCCUGGAGGAAUUCCGUAUAUUAUAUCUGCUGCUAGGAAUUAUCCUGGAAAAUUUUUACUUUCAUAUUUACCGCGAGUUCGUUGCCGCCACGAGUAUGUUACCGUGACACCGGAUGGAUUUCGAUACAGAGGUCAAAUAUUUAAUAGAGUGAACGACUUGUUCCGUUGGUUUAAAGAGCAUUUUAGAGAUCCUAUACCUGGUCAAUCUACACCUGGUACGCCACAUGGAGGUAUGACUACCAGAACACCGUACAUUAGUACUCCAGGAAUUAAUGGAGUGAAUUCAGACGCAAUACAAAAAGUAGCCCAAAAUAUGCCACACCACAUGUUACAUUCUCUCUCGAAAGUAGCAAGCCAAACUCCACAUAAUUAUCCGCCAUGCACUCCAGGAACUGCCAGUGUUAAUAAUUAUGGAAUUUAUGGAAGCACACCUUACACGCCUUCAGGCCAGACUCCAUUUAUGACUCCAUAUCAUACUCCACAUCAUACACCUCACCAUCCACAGACCCCCAGUCAUAAUCAAGGACCAUUCUUGCAACCAAUACCACCCGCAAUGAAUUCAAAUACGCAUAGAGCUUCAAGAUCUCACAGGUCUACUUCGUCCGACUCAACGAAUUGGACAAAGGCGGCGGAAGCUUGGGCUCGUGCAAAACAAUCUACUUCGAGUCUUUUCGAUUUUAGUAACAUUACUCCAAGAUACGAUGACAAUAGAAGAACGCCACGGAAUCAAGAAACUCAAAACGAUAGAGCAGUUCCACGGAAUAGAACUCCCUCUGUUCGCACUCCAUCUUACAAAUCUCCCAAAGGGACUCCAUUUACAAAUUCUAGUCCACGGAGUAUGUCGAUCAGCGGCGACGGUACUCCUUUAUACGAUGAAAACUGGUGAAGGCAAUAAUAUGUUUUACAUAUACCUAGGUCAAUUAGUCAUUUGAAACUAUACUCCGCUCUAUAAAGAAAGAAACGAGUAAACUGACCCAUUAUAGGUGAUCUUUUGUUUGCCCGUUGGUAUAGGUCAUUUUCUAUUAUAUGAAGUAUUUAUUACAAGUACAAAUUUUUUUUAGAAUUUUUUUCAGACUUUCAUUACGAAUUUUUAAUCGUAUCUUGACAUAAAAUGUUUAGUUACGCAAGCCAGACUAACAGAAACAAAUGAUUCAUUUAAUAUAGAUUUUGUAUUUUAUUGUAGCAAAAUAUUGUUUUUUUUUUCUCGUAGAAAUGUUCAGUGUUUUCUUUUUUCAUGUACACGUAAUAUUUAGAACAUUCUACCUCAGUAAAAUUAUAUUUUAAACACUAAUUAUAAUCAGAACGCCUAUACGUGUUUGCUCAAUAUAUCAUAUUACCAUUUAGUUUCAUGAAUCAUAACAUUCAAACGCAAAGAUA
Colletes gigas is the source of this 5820-nucleotide messenger RNA. Its product is annotated as transcription elongation factor SPT6-like. The transcript has 11 exons. Gene Ontology annotation, biological process: transcription elongation by RNA polymerase II; nucleosome organization; transcription elongation-coupled chromatin remodeling. Bases 110 to 5329 code for a protein of 1739 amino acids. Gene Ontology annotation, molecular function: histone binding; DNA binding; nucleosome binding. The record is from RefSeq and is a predicted model, not a curated record. Lineage: Eukaryota; Metazoa; Arthropoda; Insecta; Hymenoptera; Colletidae. Gene Ontology annotation, cellular component: transcription elongation factor complex.